AACGAAGGGCUGCCCGGCCGCUGCCGAGGCUGCCCCGGCCCAGGUCGCCGAAGGAGUCGUCCAGCAUGGCCACCUUCGCCGAGGAGCUGGACGAAGAUCUGAUCCGUGAGGCCCGGGCCAACUCCCAACAUCUCCUGGGGACGCCCAUGGCUCAUGCGUUCAAAAACUACGGCGCAGACCGCGCGAAGCAGGCCAAGGACGCGGCGCUGCAGGCGAAGCUCGCCGACGCCCUGAAAACGGGCGUGAAACUCGACGAGGCGCGGCUCAACCCGAACGCGGCGCGCGAGUACGACGCGCGCCUCGCGGCCGACGUCGCGCGCGCCGCGGCGGCGGCGCACGGCACCGUGAGCGACGACGACGACGACGACGACGACGGCGAGAAGCCCGCGGAGGCGGAGGCGACGCGCGCCGACUGCCUCAAGGCGGCCGAGGUUCUCCACCGCUGCGAGCUCCUUAAACAGGAGGGCAACGCGGCCUUCCGGGCCGCGUGUGCGGAAGAAGAUGAACAUAAAGCGAGGGAGGUCGCCUUCGACGCCGCGAUCUACUACCUGGAUGUCCUGGACGCGAUCUACGUCGCGGAGCAGCGGCCGAUGGCUCCCGACCAGCAGGAGGCCAUGCGCGCCCUGAAGCUGGCGACCCUCUUGAAUCGGGGCGCGGCGCUGAACAAGCAGCUCGACUGGAAGCUGUCGCUCAAGGCUUGCAACCAGGCGCUCCUGCUCGACAAGGACAACGUCAAGGGUUUGUAUCGGCGGGCCGUGGCGCUCGCCGGCCUCGGGCAAGGGGCCGAGGCCGAGGGGGAUCUGUUGCGGGUGCUGGAGCUGGCGCCGCAGAACAAGGACGCGCAGCGGCGGCUCCGCGAGCUCCGCAAGGCCAUGAAGAAGAAGCCGAAGCAGCCGAAGAAGGCGCCUCCUUCAUCCGCGGAGGCCGAGGACGGGUUCACGCCCCUGUCUGACGACGGUGCAUAAAUCAAAUUGUCGCGGCGCGUCCCCGACUCACCAGUUGAUUCGCGCACAGGUCGCAGUCGCCGGAGGAGGCCGCGGAGCUGAAGCGCAUGGAGGCGGAUUAUAACGCCGCCAACGCCGCGAUCGCGCGCGCGCGGAAGGCGCACCCGCCGCCGCCGCCGCCGCCCGCGCCGGCACCUACCGAGGCGGACCUGGCGUUCGCGGAGGCCGUCGCCGCGGCGGAGCGCCUGCCGAAGCCGCCCUUCGACCCGUACGACGUCGUCGGUUUGGACGGCGACGGUCACUCGACAGGUGCGGACUUCGAGCGGGCCUUCGAGGAGGACAUGAGGAAGCGGGCCGCCGCCGCCUCGGGGGAGUAGUAAUCUGGUGUUUUU
Pelagomonas calceolata is the source of this 1336-nucleotide messenger RNA. NCBI's taxonomy places the organism in Eukaryota, Pelagophyceae, Pelagomonadales, Pelagomonadaceae. The record is from the annotation of a GenBank genome assembly.